CUUUAAAAAAUUCCCAAAAUGAAAUUCCCGCUCUGAAGCAUGAAUCCGACAAAAGCAGUCCGUAAAUCCGGGGGUCAAACGUAUAUAUACUCUGUUGCAUUUCUACUGCCUUUACAGUGGAGCACAGUGAGACUGAGAUCGUAGUAGGCUUGCUUGGUUGCUUGCUGUUGGCGACAUCAAUGGCGGUUGUUUCAGGCGAUUCCGUGGCGGAGCAGGCGAAGGACAACAAGGGAACCAAACAGAAACAGCGGAAUAAUUGCCCUGGCGUGCGGGUUGUGGGCGGACGGAUCUAUGAUUCCAGAAAUGGCAAGACGUGCCACCAGUGCCGUCAGAAAACCAUGGACUACAUGUCAGGAUGCAAGAAUGUAAAGAAUAAUAAGCCGUGUGUCAUUCAAUUUUGCCACAAAUGCCUCUUGAAUAGAUAUGGGGAGAAGGCAGAAGAAGUUUCAACUCUCGAGAACUGGAACUGUCCAAAAUGCAGAGGCAUUUGCAACUGUAGUUGUUGCAUGAAAAAGCGAGGUUUCCAGCCUACUGGUAUUCUUGUGCACACAGCCAAGGCGACUGGAUUUACUUCUGUGUCAGAAAUGCUACAGGUUAAAGGACCAGGGAACAUUGAUCAUGAAAAAGCUCUCAAUAAGAAGGAUGCUCCAACUAAAGAGACCGAUGCUUCAGACAAGGGGGCAGAAGUUGUUUCCCCAACCAAGAGGGGGAAGGAAAACAUAUUUAAUGGGAGUAUAGAUUCAAAUACUCAACCACUUAUUUCAUCAAAUAUUCCUCCUAAACAGGAAUCUAGAAAAAUGAAAAGACAAGAGUAUGAGAAGACUCAGAAGGGACACUGCAGUAGUGGAAAUGAUGAUGUUUCAUCAACAGCUAUUGAUACUUCCCCAAAAAAGAAAAAAAUUAAUAAAAUGAAGCAAGAGGGCAUACCAAAGACAAAAAAUCCCAAUGAAGAGGGUUCCCAGAAGAAUGAAAUACAUGGUGAAUGUAAAAGAAAAAGGAAAUCAGAGAACAUGAAGAAACAAGUAUCAAGCGAGAUGCCUGAUGAAGCCACUGGUAAAGAUAUUGGGGAUGGCACUGAUCUUGAUAUCAAAAAUGAAAAUUUAAAUCCUGUUAUUCCCCUGCCUGAGGGGAUUGGACUUACAGCUGUAGCUGGCGCUGAUUUACCUCAAGAAGAUAUUGGGGAUGCCUUGCAAUUUUUAGAGUUUUGUGCUGCAUUUGGAAAGGUUCUUGAUUUAAAGAAAGGGCAGGGUGAAGCUGUUCUUAGAGAUUUGGUACAAGGGCGAGCUACAAGGCGAGGAAAAUCUAAUGUGACUGCCCAGUUUCUUGUUAACUUGCUAUUGGUCAUUGAAGAGGAUCUGGGAGAAGAGUCUUCAACAUUAAAUUGUACAGAUGGAACAGAUGCAUGGUUCAAAUAUCUUAAAGAGCUCGUUUCUGAAUCCCUAACAGUUGCAAAGAAUAUGGGCUUGGAUUCCUUAAAUGAUGCAGCUGACGGAUUUGAUAGCUUAAGCCCCUCAAUAAAACUAAAGCUAUUGAACUUUGUCUGUGAUGAAGUUCUUCUCACUGCAAAGGUCAGGAAUUGGAUGGAUGAUGAGAAUACAAGAUGUGCUGAAAAGGCGAAGGAAUUAAAAGUAAAAGUUUCAGCUGCGAAAGAGGAGGAAAAGCGUUUGAAGCAGAAACUACAGGAUAACAUUGCUGAAAAAAUCAUUUCGAAGAAUGGUGCUCCCAUUACAGUAUCGGAGCAUGAUGCCAUUGUUGCUCAAGUUAAGCGUGAGACAGCAGAAGCUCAUGCUGCAGUGCUGGAGUCCAAAGGCUUAUGGUUAAAAUGUAAUCAAAAAGCUGAUGCUGUUAGAACAGAGCCCAUCUAUGUAGACUCCAAUGGUCAGGUGCUCUGGAGAUUGAAAAGCUACUCUGAGAAAUCUGAAAUACUACUUCAAGAGGUGGUGGGAGCUGGGGAUGAUGCAUCACAUGAAAAAUGGUCUACUUUUGAUGUGGAACAGAAAGAAAUAGUUGAGAAGCGGAUUGACUCUUUCAGGCACAAAAGGAUCAGGGGUUCAGCAUAACCUCCAUUGCAGAGCAAUGAAAGCUGAGCAGUAGUAAUUCAUCAAGAUUAGUGCUGUGAUACAGAGCCUCAAGGGGCACAAGUGUAGAACUUAUGUAGCAUAGCUUCAUUAGCAUUUUCGCAAACAUAUGCAUUCAAUGUUUUUGCCAUUGAAUUGAAUGUGCAGUGAACCUUGUAAAAAGCAGGUCUGUAAAUCUGUUGUAUGAAGGCAGACCCAGAUUAUAUGAAUGCCUCAAAAUUAAUCUUUUUUGUUGA
Molecule: messenger RNA, 2314 nt
Organism: Ipomoea triloba (trilobed morning glory)
Lineage: Eukaryota; Viridiplantae; Streptophyta; Magnoliopsida; Solanales; Convolvulaceae
Exons: 12
Coding region: 180-2060 (626 amino acids)
Biological process (GO): regulation of DNA-templated transcription
Cellular component (GO): nucleus
Source: RefSeq, a predicted model, not a curated record